UUUCUUGAAAAUUUAACUAAAUUUUUUAUUUAUUGUUAAAGAAAAUAAAUCAAAGAAAGGAAUCUAUUUAUUUAUUUAUCUAUCGUUUUUUAUCACUAAUAAAUGAGUGAUUAUUAAAGCUAUUAAACAGGAAAUUUUAAUUAAUAAAAGUAUGAAGGCUAAUAGAUGACAUUUGAGGGUUAUAAAAAUAUAUAAUUAGCAGCUGAUAGUAAAAUACCAUAGUUUGGUAGAUAAAGUGGUGAUUAUUCUAAUGCAGCAGGAUAAACUUAAUAUGAUUCUUUAAAAAGAGAUCAAAUUCAUACUAAUUAGGAUUUUAACUAGUUAUUGUAAAAGAGAGAAUUAAGACAAGAGUCAACUGUUGAAGUGCUUAAAAAAGUAGAUGAUAUUCUUAGAAAUAGCCAAAUUAUGACUGGAAGCUCUAAUUUAAAUCAGCUCAAAACAGUUGAACCGUUCCAAACUGGCAUCAAUUCAAAUUAUUUAAAUAAUAACAAUACCAGUUCAGGUGGUAUUGGAAGUUCUGAAUUGUAAAAGAGAGUAGAUGAUAUCCUAAGAAAUUCAUAGCUAAGCCAAAUUGAUAAACUAAAAAACACAGCCUUUUCACCUUCACCAAGUGCAGGCGCUUUAUCACAUAAUACUUUAAAGUAAUAGAAAAGUGUGGAUGAAAUUAUUGCAGAAAUAAAAACUAGGAAUUCAUAAGUAGGGGGAUCUAAUUUUAUACAAAAGAAUGCAAAUUCAAAUAUUUCUAUUCCAAUAGGUUCUAAUUAAUAUAUUAGCACCUCAAGGGAUGUCUCUCCUAUAGUAAAUACAGGAGGAGGAGCAAGAACUGGAAUCGCUAGUAAUUCAAUAGUAGGAUAAUUUAAUAGUUAUGUGCCCUCUGGUAACACUCCAAUAGGUGCAGCUCCACUCUCAGGAAAUAUAUCCCCUAAUAACAAUGUUUAAGAUAUUUUACAGAGAUAUAAAAAGACACAAACUUUUACUUCUCAAUUUUCAGAAAACUUUAGUAUGGCUUAAGAAAUACCAUAAUAAGGAAUAAAUCAAUCUUAACACAAGACAUUUGCAGAAGAUGAUACGAUGAAGAAUAACUUUAAUGAGAAUAGUGUUUUUGACAUUAAACAAUACAAUUUAAGUAAUAAAAACUUACUGAAUAAUGUCGAGUAAAAUGCAAAUCUUUAAAAAGUUUUACCUUAAGGUUUUACCCCUAGACAAUAAUCACCUUUAGUUAACAACGCUGCUCCUAUAAUAUCAGGCGUAAAUUAACUUUAGUUAAAUCAUAAUAAUAUAUAAGAUCAAAACAGAGAUUUCUCUCCAAAAACUAAUGGCAUGAAUUAAUAAUCUUCCACAAGUAUACAUUCAUAAAAUCCAGUCAUUGAAGAACUUGUUAGAAAAUACAGCUAAAAGUCUCUUUCAUCAUCAUUUGUUUAGACUAACAACCCUUCUUCAUUUUAUAGAUAGGCAAGUUAAGAAAGAGAAGCAUCAAAUAAUCAGCAAAAUAAUAAUCAAUAAUAUAGUAUGAAGUAGGAUUUGUUUAUAUAGGGUAAUUAAGAAUACCAAGGUGAAUAAUCCUCAUCUCCCAUACAAUAGAGAUCUGAUAAUGUCUCUGAUUAGAAAAAAUAAUAUAAGCAGCAAUAAUAGCAAGAAGAAAAUGAAAGAAGAGUGCGUAGUAGUAAUAAGAAAAAAAAUCAAGAAGACUAAAAUGAACAUUCUUAAAAGGAUACUCAUAAAAAAGUCACAGUUUCAAAAGGUUAAAAUAAAGAAUCAAUAUAUGUUGAAAAUCAAUAAGAUGAUCCUAUCUAAGAACAUGACAAAAUAAAGAUUCUCACUUCUUUUGUUCAUCAUUGCGCUUGGCUUCUUUAAAAGAAUUACAGAAGAUAUAUAGACAAGAAAUUGUUAAGUUAUCCUCAUAUUAAAAAAAUUGUUGAUGAAAUAAAAUUUUUGGAAGAAGAAAAAUUACAAUUCCCAGAUGACAUAGAACACGUUUAAAGAUUAGAAGAAGAAAUUUAUGAAUAACAGUAUCAAUAUGAAAAUGCUGUUAAGUCGAUAAAAAGAGUAUGGGCUAAGCAAUACUAGGAUAGAGUUAAAAAGCUCAAAGAUCCUAAAAAGUAACAGUAACCUUAGUAAUCAAAUAGAGAGAGCAGAAAGCAAGUUCAUAUAAAUGAGGAAAAAGAAUAGGAAAGAAGAAUAUCUACAUAAAGAAGUAAUUAGAGAAUUAAUACUGAUGAAUCAUCAAAAGAAAGAAAGGAAAUAUAAACGGAAGCUUAUUCUGAAAGAAAACAUCUUUGGGAAGAUAAACCUAUAACUGCUAAAUCUCAAAAGAAAAAUGAAGGAUAAAUUUCUUGGGAUAAUGCUUAUCCUUAAGGUCAUAAGUUAGAUAAUAGUCAGUUAGAAUUUAUAGAAUCUUAAAAGAAAAAGAAUCAUUAAUCUAAAUCAAAUAAUGUAAAUGAUAACCAAUAUGAAUCUGAAAAAGAACGUAAAGAUGCUUGGGAUGAUAUACCAAUAGGAACUCAUAAGAAAAAAGGGGAAUAAAAUUGGGAGGAAUAUCCUUCAAAUAAUUAAAAUCCUAUCAAAUAAAAAGUUAAAAAAGAAGUUAAAAAGUAGGAAGUGGCAGUAGAAGAGAAAAAUGAUUAGUAAAAACCAAAGCAAGAGUCAAAAAAAACUAAAGAGUAAAUUGAAAACCUCAAAAAAAGAACAAAAUAUGAUCCUAGAAAAGCAAUUUAAGAGGCUAAACAAAAGAAUUAGGCAGAUAACUAAAACUCACCAUAAAAAAAUGACGCUGAGGAGUUUAAGGUAACAGAUGUUUAAGAAAAUAAUAAUGAAAAUAUUGAGUAAAAGAGUCCUCCUCAAAAGAAAAAGCCAUUUUUGAAAAGAAAGUAAGCAACUAAAAAAACAUAACAAAUAUAGAACCAUGAAGAAGAUGAAGACAUUUAAGUUCCUAACGAAGAUGAGUCAUAAGGUAAACAAAUUGAAAGGGAACCUGUAAAGAGAUCUCCAAAGCCAACUAAAUAAGAAAAUAAUAAAAAGUAAAAAGAAGCAAAUGAAAUUGAAGAAGAUCCAAAUGCAGAAUAAUUUAGAGAUGACUUAAAUGAUUUGGAUAGACAGAAAAAAGAUUUUUUGAAGAAAAAACCCAAAGAAAUUAAAUUUUAGAAGCUAAAUUGGAAGAAUGUAAAAAGUAGAACAGACACUGGUAGAUAAGAACUAGAAUAAAGACAAUAAUAUAUGAAGUAAUAGAAGAUAACCUAGUAGGAAAUAAAGGAAAAGUAAAAUUAAAUGAAGAAGAAUUUAAAAAAAUAAGUUUAACCAUAUGACCAUUAUUAUCCUGAGCUGAAUUACAUAGACGAAGAUGAAGCAUUUAAUGAUCCAAAAUUUAGAGGAAAUUAACUCAACAUUUCUAAUUCAAAGAAUCCAAAUACAUACUAUGAUCAUAACAAUUAAAAAUAAGUGACCUAGUAAUAGUAUCCAAUAGCUCCAAAAGUAUUUACUGAAUAUUUGCCCAAUAAAGUUUAGCAGAAGGCCAUUCACCAAGCUUCUCCACUUUAACCAACAUAAGAGAUAGUUAUUAGGCCUUAAAUGUUCUAAAAUAAAUAAAAUGUAAAUAACUAAUAAGAAAUAGAUAUGAAUUUCAUUGACUCUAACCAAGAAUAAGAACUUCAAGAGAGAGAUCUUUAACUUCUUGAAUUUUAGAAAAGACUUUAGAAUUAAUAAAAUAAUGGAAAAUACAAAAAUAUGGGACAUGAUUUAGAAAAAAUGAGAUAAAAUAAAAGAGAAAGUAUUUUGAACUAAUAAUAGUUGCCUUAGCAGCAACAACCUACAUCUUAAUAAUUCAUGCAGGAUUAUUAAAGGAUGUCUAAUCAAUUCACUGAUGAUCAAAUAAGAGAAAUGCAGCAGUCACAGUUCUAGUCAUCAUAAAAUUAGCAUAAACAAAUUUUCUAAUUUCCACAAAAUUUCUUCAAAGGAGAAAACAAACAAGGUCAGUAAAAUCGCUAGCCUAUUAAAUAUGAGGAUUAUAUUUUAAGCUAAUAGAAUCAAAUGAACUCCAAGUCCUUAUAAGAAAUUAUGCUUAAAAAGUAGCAAUAAUUUAUGAAACUUGAUGAGUUUUCUUGA
Messenger RNA from Tetrahymena thermophila SB210, 4098 nucleotides. RefSeq lists its product as hypothetical. The transcript is spliced from 8 exons. Lineage: Eukaryota; Ciliophora; Oligohymenophorea; Hymenostomatida; Tetrahymenidae. The record is from RefSeq and is a predicted model, not a curated record.